AUGUGGGUCAGUGGUUCUCAAAGUGUGGCCUGGACAACUAGCGGCAUCAGGGUGGCAGAGGAACGUGUGAAUUCUGCCAGGAUGGGUCCUGCAGAUGAUUCUGAUGUGGGUUCAAGUUUGGGAAGCACCACUCCAGGCCCUGGCUACUCAGUGUGGUCCUCAGACCUGCAGCAUCAGCCUCACCGGGAACUGGGUGAGUGUGGGACCUGGGGUCAGCUUGCUAGGGCAGCUGGAGGGAGGUGCCCUGGCAGCCUGGACCGAACCCUAGAUGUGGAGCCCCACAGACAAGCAGCCACCAGCCAUGGGCAGGGGCCUCGGGCUGCACAACAGGUCACACAGCAAAUCAGCAGCAUUUGUCACUUCUCUGCAGAGCAUCAGCUUCCCGGGCCUCCACCCAGCUUAGCGGACUUUGGACUUGAAGCCGAGGGAAGGGAAGCAGGAAGGCCCAGGAAGGCUGUUCUGAGGCAUCUGGAGCCCUGUCAUGGUGAGUGAGGGUCUGGAAGCCCGGCAGGGGCCGGGGAGCGGCCUUCAGCCAAGUUUCUUUCCCAGGACCAAAUUAAUGAGUACAAGGAAUGCUUCUCCCUGUACGACAAGCAGCAGAGGGGGAAGAUAAAAGCCACUGACCUCCUGGUGGCGAUGAGGUGCCUGGGGGCCAGCCCAACGCCAGGGGAGGCACAGCAGCACCUGCAGACUCACGGCAUAGACAGAAAUGGAGAGCUGGAUUUCUCCACUUUCCUGACCAUUAUGCACAUGCAAAUAAAACAAGAGGACCCAAAGAAAGAAAUUCUUCUAGCCAUGUUGAUGGCGGACAAGGAGAAGAAAGGUUACAUCAUGGCGUCCGAGCUACGGUCAAAACUCAUGAAUCUGGGGGAGAAGCUCACCCACAAGGAAGUGGACGAUCUUUUCAGGGAAGCAAAUAUCGAACCAAAUGGCAAAGUGAAGUAUGAUGAAUUUAUUCAUAAGAUCACCCUUCCUGCACGGGACUACUGA
Messenger RNA from Cynocephalus volans (Philippine flying lemur), 990 nucleotides. RefSeq names its product calmodulin like 4 (gene CALML4). The record is from RefSeq and is a predicted model, not a curated record. Lineage: Eukaryota; Metazoa; Chordata; Mammalia; Dermoptera; Cynocephalidae. The transcript has 8 exons. Gene Ontology annotation, molecular function: calcium ion binding. Gene Ontology annotation, cellular component: myosin II complex.